This is a messenger RNA of Trichoderma reesei QM6a, 1101 nucleotides long. RefSeq names its product glycosyltransferase family 69. The annotation marks the transcript as partial. The transcript has a single exon. Lineage: Eukaryota; Fungi; Ascomycota; Sordariomycetes; Hypocreales; Hypocreaceae. The record is from RefSeq and is a predicted model, not a curated record.
AUCUUACCGGCCGCUAACAUCACUCGAUAUCUCGAGGCGAUUCUAACACCAGAGCUUUCAACCCUACCAAACCUGGCAUGCCCUGCCAUCAACACCACACGAUAUGGCGAGCUCAAGAGCAAAGACACCUCAGGCCCAGCCAUUCAAUACUUCUUUGCCCUCAACCUGCGGCAGAACUUGCCACUGUUACCUCGGCUGAUAGGCAGCAUUGUCGAGGCGAUUCGUUUUCUCGGGCCCUCACAAUGCGUGCUAUCCAUAGUGGAGGGAAACUCUCCAGACGGUACCGCCGACGUACUUGCUGCUCUCCGGCCAGCACUCGAGAGCAUAGGGGCCAGGUACUAUGUCGAGUCAUCUCCGAUUGAUCCGAGCAAAGGAGACCGUGUGGCGCGUCUUGCGCAGCUUCGAAAUAAGGCAUUGGCGCCACUCUUGGACCUGCAUGACCUGGCGACAAGCGAUACAACCGUCAUAUUCCUCAACGAUGUAGCCGCAUGCGCCGAGGACAUACUCGAGCUCGUCCAUCAGAAGAGGGCCCUUGGUGCGGACAUGACAUGCGCCAUGGAUUGGACAUAUGUCGGUGAACACCCUACCUUUUACGAUGUAUGGAUCGCCCGCACAAUCAAUGGCGAUUCUUUCUUCGAGAUCCCCCCGGAUGGGAGUUGGGAUUCGGCAUGGAAUCUCUUUUGGAACGCUGACGAGACUCGAAAUCGUUUCUACUCGCAGCGUCCCUUUCAAGUCUUUUCAUGUUGGAACGGUGCGACAGCAUUCACAGCCCAGCCAAUUCUGGAAAAGACUGUGCAAUUCAGGGCAGCGAAAGAAAGCGCCGGUGAAUGCAGACAAGGCGAGCCGCAGUUGUUCUGCAAAGACCUCUGGUUCAGGGGCUACCGCAAGAUUGCCGUCGUCCCGUCUGUGAACCUCGAGUACUCUGUGGAGAAGGCGAAAAAGAUCAAGGAAGCCAAGGGGUUCACGUCUGAGACGGUGGCAAGGCAAGAUCCUGCGGGCGAUGGAAUAGAUUGGCGGCUUGAUCCUCCAGAUAAGGUCAAGUGCAUGCCUGUGUGGGCGAACCAAUAUUGGCAGUCGUGGAACGAGACAUUGAAGCCGUAA